Vespula pensylvanica (western yellowjacket) is the source of this 8282-nucleotide messenger RNA. RefSeq names its product kinesin-like protein CG14535. Gene Ontology annotation, molecular function: microtubule motor activity; microtubule binding; ATP binding. Bases 813 to 5318 code for a protein of 1501 amino acids. The record is from RefSeq and is a predicted model, not a curated record. The transcript is spliced from 12 exons. Gene Ontology annotation, biological process: microtubule-based movement. Lineage: Eukaryota; Metazoa; Arthropoda; Insecta; Hymenoptera; Vespidae.
AUGGAGGAGGAGGAGGAGGAGGAGGUGGAGGAGGAUGCAGCACAGGGAGCACGAGCUGUAGCAGCUUAUGUUGUAGUAGCGGCUGUGGUGUCGUAGGAGGGGGAGGCGGAGGGAGGGGAGGCUCUACUCAUGGCGCCGAGACGCCCUCUAAUCUAGCCAGUAUCACGCCGACCGCGCGAGAAGCAAUACGCUUGCCGUCGGCCCGUAGUCAACGUUUCCAGCACAAGACGUGCGACGUGUUGCUGUUACGUUGUCCAAAUAAUAACAACAACAAUAACAACAAUAACAACAACAACAACAACAACAGUAGCAGCAGCAACAACAGUUGCAACAAACAGGAGGAUAUUUAUUGCGACAGCAGCGACGAUUCGGAACUUUUGUUGACGCCAAAGUGUCACGUUGAGCAAUCAAAGGCUAGUCACCAUUAUCACAGUCAUCACAGUCAUCAUAAUCAUCAUCAUCAUCAUCAUCAUCAUAAUCAUAAUCAUCAUAAUUAUCAUCAACCGGCACAACAACAGCACCAACAACAACAACAAAUUAGAUCGGGUUGUAGUGGCAGUGGUGUCAUUUUGAACAGUGGUGCUCCAUGUGCAGGUGGUUGUUGUAGUAAUAAUAGUAGUAGUAGUAGUAGUAGUAGUAGUAUUAAUAGUAGUAACAACGGUGUUUGCGUUGCUGUGACAAGUAAUAAUGGUUUCGGUGGUACACCCUCCCCAUGUUGCGAACUGACCAGUACCAGCGAUAAAUAUAAGAGUGCCGUGGAGUCCUUGCUGAAGGCCAACGAAGCGGCGCAAGGCCGUCCCGUUGAUAGAUCCAUGCUGAAGAUCGAGAAGCCACAGUCUUCGUCCAAGGUGGUUGCUUUGCACGGUGUCGAAGGGACUGGCAAGUCGAUGGACAGGAUGAAAUCCUCGCAGGACGUCGUAGGUUAUGUUGGUAAGCACGAGCCGGUAAAAUCCAAGGGGAAUCACGAUUCUACUCAUGGAUUCAAGGUCGAGAAUCUCAAGUAUUACGGCGAGUUGAAGGGCUAUGAUUUUAAAUCUUACGGUACGAUCGACAAGGCAAUCGUUACCGCUCACGAGAAGUCACAUUUGCAUGGUGCACCACAGGAGAAGGUUUCUCAUGAGAAAUGUCACGCGAAAUUGUCGUCAGGUUCGACGUCCUCGGCAUCGUCACCGGCGAUCCAAGCAUACCUGAAGGUACCGAACGUCGUCGAUCGUCAAGCAGAGAAGAGUCCCUACGGGGAGCACUAUUAUCAUAGAUCGUCACACUCCAAGCCGCAGAAUGCGUAUCAGGUUUAUCAGGAGACGAAGUAUUCUUACAACGUUAGUGGGGUGCCUGGAACACCGGCACAGGCCAGCGCAGCCGCAGCGUUCUUUGCAAGAGCCGCACAGAAGUUAAACCUCUCGUCGAGUCCCCAUCGUCGACGGCGUUCCGGUGACGAGAACAUCGGACCAGAAGAGCAACCCAUCUUUCCUAAUGGAUACGCCGCAUUGCUUCUCAAAUCACCGCCUCCGGCACCACCGGCCCUUCUCAGACGAAUAGGAGUCAAGGAGCUCACCGGAGUUGGCAAGGUGAAAGUCAUGCUUAGGGUGUCCCCAGGGGACGGUGGUAGUUUCUUUAACGCCGAUAAACGUAAGAAGCAAGUGACUUUGGUGGAUCCAGCAUCUGGUCAAUCUUCCUCGGCUGAAGAUCGUAGGCCAACCGUAGCAGCACCGAAGAUGUUUGCAUUCGAUGCUAUAUUCACGGAGGAAGAUUCUCAGACGGAAAUCUGUUCGAGCGCCCUUACCGACGUUAUUCACGCUGUCAUCAAUGGAACGGAUGGUUGCCUCUUUUGUUAUGGACAUGCAGGUUUGGGCAAGUCUCACACAAUGUUGGGCACCCCUGAGGCAGGCCACACUUUGGGUGCAAUCCCAUGCGCGAUAGCGUGGCUCUUCCGUGGAAUUUCCGAGCAACGUCAGAGAACCGGCGCCAGAUUUAGCGUGAGGGUCAGUUGCGUUGAAUUGACCACCGGCCAGCAACAGUUGAGAGAUCUUCUUGCCGCUCAUGCAAAUGAUUCAGAACAAUCACCGGCCGUUUAUCUGAGAGAUGAUCCACUGUUCGGUACAUUGCAGUUGCAACAACACAGUGAGCUCCGAGCUCCGACCGCGGAACGUGCAGCUUUUUAUCUCGACGCAGCAGUUGCCGGUCGUCAACGAGAAGAUGGAGAUGCUCACAUGCUCUAUACUUUACACGUGUAUCAGUAUAGCGUGGCUGGCAAGGGUGGUGUCGCCGGUGGUAGAAGCAGACUACAUCUCAUGGACCUUGGUAAUUCCGACCGUGGUAAAUCGUCCGGUGGAAUACCACUUUCGGGUCUGGGAAAUAUUCUCUUAGCCAUUUUCAACGGACAAAAGCACUUGCCGUACAAGGAGCAUAAGCUAACCCAAUUACUGAAGGAAUGUCUCGGCUCGUUAACGUGUCAUGCGGCAAUGAUCGCCCACGUAUCUCCGAAUGCACAACAUUAUACCGAGACUCUAACGACCGUGCAGUUGGCAUCGAGAAUUCAUCGGAUGAGACGUAGGAAGAUUAAGUUUGUCGGUGGUGGUACACAGGGUACCGGAAGUGGUGGUAGCUCUGGCGAGGAAGCAGCCAGACAGAACAGCGAAUGUGAUCCAAGUUCGAGUGAUCUUUCAGCAGAUACUGUAAUCUACGUUGGUCCAUCCGCCGAUGACGCAACCGACGGAGAACAUCCACCGGUUUACAUUCCUAGUUUGAAUUCCGGUGAUAAUCGUUGUGCCAUGGGUAGAGUUCUUCGUGGUUCAGCGGCUGAGAGACCUAGUAAGAUACCUGAGGAAAGGAGUCCGGCGCACAAGGCCACGAAAAUAGCGAAGACUUUAACACAAACAGCUUCGAAACAAACUUCACCUGCUCACAGUGCCACGCCAAAGGCCAGUCCAGCGAGAAAGAUAUCUUCGAGCAAGGUUUCGAGUUCAAAGGUAACCGACUCGCCGAGUAGUAAGAUUCCAGUAGCCGCUUCGAGUGGUGCUUCGGACGAACAAUGGAUAGAUGGUCCAAGAAUUUCAAAAUCAAAGGUUGCCGAGGCUAGACACAUGUUGAAGGAUUCUCAUCAUAAACGAGAGACUUGGAUAGACGGACCGAUGCAAUUGACCGGUCCCCCUCUCUUACCACUUCAUACUCAACAACAGCAUUCUUCCGGUUAUGGAUUUAUGGACAGCCAUAAGAAGAGUAUGAUAAGGAAAUGGGUGGAAAAUCAGUCGUCGCAAAUUCAACGAUCUAAGCACGCUCAGUCACGUAUGGAACCGUUAAAAGGCACUGGACAAUCUUCUCAGUUCAAGGAAAUGACGACGUUCAAAAGUUGUUCCGCCACUGUUGACGACGACGAUACCUCUUUAUCAACGGCUGAGAGUGAUAGUCUGAAAGCCAACGAAAUCGAAGACAUCACUGAGAAACUCGGAGCUAAACUAAAUCUUCUCAACGUCAAGUCAAACACCGAUUCGGGAUUAGACUUAACAGCUAGCCCAGUUAUGGACGAUAGCGUUGAUAGAGGAAAGUUAGAUCUUCCGGAGGAUGAGGAUGACGACGAAGAGAUAGUUGUACCACCCCCUUUACCUCUGAUCGAACCUCUUAGCAAUGGAGUUAGCAGAGAAGUCUCAAUGGAAAGUUUGAAUCUUUCUCACAAGGACAUUGUACUACCAUCCAGACACUCGCUCUCAUCCGAAGACGAAAUCUUAGAAAUUGUUGAGGUAGAAGAUUUAGAACCAGUGCCAAUGCAGGAUUCCUGUCUUCAAGUCACGGAAGAGGACAUUGCCAUGUGUAUGGGAGAAAAUCCUUUACCAGAAAGCGAUCAAGAGGAACAUCCUUUAAGAAUUCUAAGCCAGGAGAAUCUCACGGUUGUCUCUACGUUUACUGACUCAAUGUCGGUGAUGUCAGAUACGGAACGCUACAGAUCUCAUUACCCACCUCCUGUUGGUGCUGGUGUAAUGCCAAGGCCAUAUUUCGACCAUGAGGAUUUCUUAGAACAAGAGACCAGGCACAAGUUCGAUCAAUUGGCACGACUUCACGAGCUCUACCAAAGCAAGCUAGCUCUCGCUAAUGUCUCGAAUUCAGCGACGUAUCAAAGAGAGAAUUCGUCCACUGUGAACUCCCGAGAAGCUCCAUCCGCCACCAUCUUCCGUCCGCCAUCACGCUGUCAGUCAUUGUCCCUUACGGACGUCUUAUUCAACGACAAUGCGAGCAAUCAUGGUAGUAUCUACAGCGAGCCCGCAUAUAUAGCUGGCAAGUCCGAUCAGGAGAAGAUAUGUGACAAUUGUCGUCAAAGUAUGUCAAGACCAGCGACAGCAUUUUAUUGGUACCCAAGUAGCGUCGCUCAUCUUGCCAGUCCAAGAAGGUACUGCGGCAAAUUAGGCGAGUGCAAUAUAUCUAGUCUGAGGCAUCCAGACGGUGCUUCGAAUCCUAAUUUAAAGGAAGAAAUCGAAAGGAUACCUGGAAACGGUGCUUCGGGCUCGGAUCCUGAGGAGGAAUACGUUGAGGCAAAGAAACUCUUCACUGCGGCGGAGAGAUCGGAAAGGACGAUUACGGGCAAGUCUGAUAUCGAGGAGGACGUUAAAAUUCAAGCACCAUCCUCCGGUAGAAUGCAACGAAAAAUUCUAAGUCUUGGUUCCUCCUUGGGUCUCAACAAAGAGGGUUACGAAUCUGACGCCGAUUCAGCAGCACGGGCAGCUAAAUUGUCACCAGCUACUUUAUCCAGACAUCGUGCUGAAAGUUCGGGAUACGACAGUGUUGUAAGGGACAGUGAGACCAGCAGUAUCGCUAGUGAUUCUUCUAGGCAAACCAGUGCUCUUCAAGAACAUCAAGCGGUGGAACGGCGGGUGGCAGGGCGCGUGCUCCGGGCACGGCUUCACUCUCAGCAGGUGGCACGGCAUCCGGUCGAGCCACCACUACUGCCACCGGGGAUACUCGUUUACACAGGCGAGGACGUGGACAUCCUGGACAAGCGCGCGCGAUUGCGUUCGGAGCCACGUGGCACGAUGUCCAAGAUACACAACCUGCGACUGCGCCAGCGCCUUCUUAGGCACGAACUCAAAGACGCCAAGAAACGAUUGAUGGUUCCCGACUGUCGUUGGAGUUACGAAUUGCACGUGGAGGACAGUAUGGACUGGCGUGACCCGUCCUUUCUCGAGGCUCUCGAAGCUGAAACUUGUAUACUCCAGAAACGAGUAGAAGCUUGCAAGAGUCAUGUCCUCUUGGUCACCUGUUUCGAUUUCUGUCCUCAACGCUCCUCAACGAGUAACGUCGCUUCGCCGCAAGAAAUAAAUAUCACCUAACGUAGAUUCGGAUCAGCGCGUACGACCGCGUGCUGAUCAAUACCGAUACCGGUUAACCAUCUUAACAUGCGUCUUCUGCUCUGCCUACGAUCGAAAUCUUUUGUUUUCUAUGAUUCGCUAGGUCGGCGAUAGAGUUAAUAAAAGAUAGAGAAGAGAAGAGACGAGCGAGGUCGUCGAAUAAAAUGCGUCACCGACACCGGCGCCGAUGUCGCUCGACUCCGUCCAGAAUAACUGUUAUGGUUAGUCAAAAAAUCGUCGUAUCCUCGUCUUACCAUCGCACGUCGUUGUUAUCCUUUGUCCAGUUUAAGCGCUACGGGAAGAAAAAUGAAAAGAAAAAUAAAAAGAGAGACAGAGAAAAAGAAAGAAAGAGAGAGGGAGAGAGAAAUGCCUCCACGAUAUUUUAACCUUUCAAUUACGAAAUCACGAAGGAAGAAAAUCACUUUUUUCGCGAAUCGAUCUCGUAUCUCUCAAUCGUCUUUAAUUAAUCCUAACAUUGAAUUUAUCAUUGAAUAUUAAAAAGCGUGUUUACUAUCAUACGAUGACCUUGCUUGCUUUUUGUAGAUGAAAGGUUAAAGGGACGGCACUGUACACAUAUGUACACAUCGGUAAAUAUACUUACGUACGCGCACACGCACGUGUCUUCUUAUUGGAGUUGUUAGAGACUAUAUCGAAUAUAUAUAUAAAUAUAUAUAUAUAUUAUAUAUAAAUAUAUAAAUAGUAUAUAUCUAUGUAUUCGCGUUACGAUUUCUCGACGUUCGAGUUUCCUCGGUUCUUUUUUAAAUGGCGUACGUCGAGUUUCAAAUGACUCCCCACAAUCGAGAUAGAUAAAAGAUGUUAUUAUUAUUAUUAUUAUUAUUAUUAUUAUUAUUAUUAUUAUUAUUAUUAUCAUGACUAUUAUUAUUAUUACUAUUAAUAUUAUUAUAAUUAUUAUCCUAAUCAUUAUUAUUACUAUUAUUAUUAUGAAUUAUUGUUACGAAAUGUAGAGAGCGCUCGACAGGCGAUUAUUAUAUAUAAAUGUUUAUAUUUAAUUUAUUCAUUUUUAACGUACAAAAGAUAGGUGCUGCGUUUAUUAUCAUUCUUAAUGCGUGUAUCGUUCGUUGCACUUCGCGUUUCAAGUAAAUGAAAAUUUAAAGAAAAAAAAAAGAAAAAAAAUAAUAAUAAUAAUAAAAAGAAAAAAAAAGAAAAUAGAUUCGCACUGCCGUUGAUCGACCGAUAUAAUAACGAUAACUUUACCGAAAGCCUUCCGACGAACGUAAAGUAGCGUUUGUUAAAUUUUAUUACGAACGAACGGACGCGCUGUUGCGUCCUUCUCCUCGUAUCGUUCGUUCUAGUCGCGUUAGGCAAUAAUAUAAUCGAUUAGAUCCGUACUGCCAUACUGACCGAUACGACGUCAAUGAUAGAAAAGAAAGAAAGAAAAAAAAAAAGAAUGAAAACAAUACACGACUUCCAAUAUAAAGACUGUCGGCGAAUAGGCCGAAUUUUUAGCGUUUCAAAACGUUGAAGACAAAGAGAGAGACGAUCGAUUUAUUAUCGAUUUACUAAAAAAUAAUACAUUCUUCGAUGAGAUUAUUUAACGUGAAACUUAUGCGAUUAGAAACGUGCCAUGAAAAAUGUGUGAGGUGGACUUUUCUAAUCGAGAACUCGAUUGUUUCUUUUUAAUCGUAAAAAUGAAAUGAACGAAAAAAGAAAAAUAAAAGAAAAGAAAAAAGUACAUAAAGAAAUAAGCAAAAAAGCAAUGUAUAAAUAUCAAAGUUCGAUCACCAUCGUCAUAGAAAUCUCGAUUCAUGCUAUUGUAAACGAGUCGUAGAUAUAAAAUAGAAAACUGCCAACGAGCAACAUGCUACUGCCAAAAGGGAGAAAAAGAAACAAAAAAAAAGAAGAAACGGAAGAACAAAAAGAAAACGAGAGCACGAUAAAAUCAUUUUUUGUACGAUUUAAGAGUUAAUGAGAAAAAGAUUAAAGUAAGGGUAAUGAAGAAAAGAGAAAAAAAAAGAAAGAAAGAAAAGAAAAAAUUAAGGAACUGCGACCGCAAGCGAACUAACUUAAAAUAUACACGCACGUUAAUUCAAGAUAUUAUCGUAGCUUUAAUUGUUAUCGGCAGUUAUCGCACUUCGUAGGGUUCUGUAACUUCACGUAGAAAGACGCUGAUCGUGGUGAAUACGAGAUUAAAAAGAAAAAGAAAUAAAGAGAAAGACAGAGAGAGACAGAGAGAGAGAGAGAGAAAUAAUUAGAAAAUUGCAUUUGUAAAAAUGAAACUCGUAAGAACACAUGUAAGGAAUGAAAAUAUGUCUCGUUUUCGAUAAAACAGGAAAAAAGGAUAAAAUAUAAAUAAUAACAAUAAAUAAUAAGAAUAAAAAAAAAUAAAAAGAAGAAAGUCAAAAGAAAAACAAUUAGAUUAGCCAAGAGUUCUCGAAAAUAUCGACGUUGAGAAUAUUUAAGAGAAAAGACAACGUACGGGGUUAAGAAGUGGACGGUCCCGAAAAGAAGGGAGAGAAUGAAAAUAGGCGGGAUAAAAAUAAAUCGGUAUACCAGUAGGCGGUUAAAAUGCAAAAAUAGAGAUUCCAGCAUUCGAAUGCAUGUCGCGGCGAACCGAGAUCCGAUAACUAUCAAAAACAUCCCCUCUCUUUUCGUCUUAAUUUUCGUUUCGCAUAUAUGUAUCUACCUCUCUUCAAUUUUCCUUCGUGCAUUAUGUAUAUACAAGAAUAAUGUAUGUAUGUAUGUAUGUAUGUAUGUAUGUAUGUAUGUAUGUAUGUAUGUAUGUAUGUAUGUAUGUAUGUAUGUAUGAUCGAAUAAGCAAAUAUGCUCGAUCAGAAAAAAAAGAAAAUGAAAAAAAAAAAAAACGAAAGAAGUUGACUAAUCGUAAGAACAAAUUCUUUGAUUGGUGUUUCGAGCUUUUAACCUGAAAUUCGAAUUUUUGUUCCCCCGUUUCUUUUUUUCUAUUACACAUAUACACACACACACACA